This is a messenger RNA of Lactuca virosa, 381 nucleotides long. NCBI's taxonomy places the organism in Eukaryota, Viridiplantae, Streptophyta, Magnoliopsida, Asterales, Asteraceae. The record is from the annotation of a GenBank genome assembly.
AUGGAAGGAUUUGUUGCUGACUUUGGAGCAGCCAGAUUGCUUGACCCUGAUUCCUCGAACCAAACCGUUGUCGUAGGAACUUUGGGAUACAUUGCUCCAGAACUUGCAUAUAACAUCAAUGUGAACGAAAAAUGUGAUGUGUAUAGCUUUGGAGUGCUUGCACUUGAAACACUUGGAGGGAAGCAUCCCGGAGACCUUCUGUCAUUAAUAAACUAUUCUAAUGGGAAAGGUGCAACGUUGGAAAGCAUAUUUGACAAGCGACUCCCUUAUCCAACUGACGACGGACUGAUUGAAAUGGAAAUUCUCCGUGUUUAUGAUGUUGCAGUAACAUGCAUUUGCAUGGACCCAACGUCUCGUCCGACAAUGAGAAACGUGUCUUAG